AUGUCUGGUAUGGACGCGGAGCCGCAUUCAAAAAGACGCAAGCAGGCCCAGAGCUUUUCUGAUUUUGGUGAUUCAGAUGAGGAGGAUGAUCCACAAGUUCAAGACACACUGCCCCGAGCAUGCCUGUGUCCACAGCGCCUACGCGGGCUAAGAAUGCAGCUUGUGCAAAGAGUGAACGAUGAUUAUUUCGCCAUGCUCAGAGACAUGAACAGGAAUGACUUUUAUUGGUUAGCCAUGGGCCAGUUGCCUGUGCGAGAUUGCAGAGUCCUGGAUCUUGGUGCCGGAACCGGAAUUCUUUCAUUAAUGGCAGCCAAGCUGGGUGCCAGGUCUGUCCUGGCUGUGGAGGAAUCAGCUGAUAUGGCAUCAAUUGUGAAGAAGAGUGCUGAGCACAACUGCUUUGAGAAUAUCAUUGUGCAUUCAGGUCACAGCACGUCAUUGUCUUUGGCUGAGGAUGACAGGGUUGAUGUCAUCGUCUCAGAAACUUUUGGCGUGCUUCUGCUGCAAGAGGGGUGUCUGACAUCUUUCAUCCAUGCAAGAGACCAUUUGGCGAAGCCUGGUGCAAAGAUCCUUCCUGCUGGCGGCGCCCAGCAUGCCAGAUUGCUGAGUUCCAGCACCCUUCGGUCGACAUCUUCAGCAGCUCCAGGUCGACCAGAUGUGCAGCAUGUUGACGCUCUGCGAGAUUCAGGACGAGUGCAGUUCUCGUUGCCUGGAGGAUUCAGUGUGAAUUCAUUGCCAGAUGCUUGUUGGAUGUCAGCCAGCAUUCCCAUCCUGGAGGUUGACUUCGCCUUGUCGACUCUGAAUGAUGUGCCUUCAUGUAGGGACUUCCAAGUUCGUGUUCUUGAAGACGGAGUGGUGGAUGCAAUCGUCACGUCAUGGGAAGCCUGGUCUGACAAGGACAAGACGAUGAUCCUCAGCACGGAGGCCGACAACACCAAGGGCAAGCCCUGGGGCUUUGCUCGCGAUGCACACUGGGGCCAAGGCUUUCAGGCAAUCGACCUCCUGCGACCUGAUGGGACACCUGACUCGCGGAGAUCGGUAAAACGAGGGGAGACGCUUCGCCUCGAAGCACGCUUCUCGCUUGACGGCGAGAGUUUGCAGUUCCGCUUGUUCCGGCUUGAUGAAGCUAUCCAGGCUGACACCGGCGCUGCCAGUGCGACACAGUUGUCGCAGAUGCAUGCAAACGAGCAACCGGAUGAAGUAAGCACUGCAAACACAAAGUGCAAACCUUGCAAACCUGCAAAGUGGCUUGCUGAUGCAGCACUUCCGUUGCUGUGUGAUACUGGUGGACCAAGCAUGGAUGCCAAGUAUGAGGAAGAUCUACCAUCGAACUUCGUGUGUUCCGAGCGACUACGUGGAAAGCGGUCUGUGUUUGUCCGGGCAGUAAACGAUGACUAUUUUGCUUUUCUGAGCAAUCCUGCACGGUUGAAUUUUUUUCGUGAAGCAUUUUCUGGAAUAGUUGAAGACAAGACCGUUGUGGAUUUGGGCACUGGAGCAGGUCAACUUGCGGCUCUUUGCAGUCAGAUGGGGGCAAAGCACGUUCUGGCUGUGGAUGCUUGCAGUGAGAUGUGCGAGCUUGCAAGAGAGACUGCAAGGCGCAACCGAGUCAGUCAGGCUGUGCAAGUGGCUCAUUUUCUCAGCAGCAGUCUCGCAUUGCCGGAUGACAAUCGGGCAGACGUUUUGGUUUCGGAGCCGUACGACCUCUUCAUCACGGGCCCUUCGGGGUCUGGGAGCUUGGAGUAUUUCAUUGACGCGCGCCAGCGACUGGCGAAACCAACUGCAACCCUGAUACCAAGCGGUGGUGCGCAAUAUGCUCGGCUGUUGAUGUCACAUGAUCUUGGAAUGCGCACAAUGUCAGAAACCGGCUCAUCCAAAGUUGGUCUUGACAACUUGUCCGAGUUCCUGGAUACCGUGACGUUGACUUCCUCCCGAACAAAGGGCUUCAGGUGGACCUGCCUGCCGGGCCUUACAUUCAUGUCAGGCAGAUGCUGCCUAUUCAGCCUGGACUUCUACAAGCUCAAACGCAGCAGCAUUCCGCGCAAGGCUGUCGUUGACGUACAGGUUCUGCAGGAUGGCUAUGUCGAUGCCAUUGCGACAUCUUGGGAGGUGUGGGCAGGUUCAGCUGGAGAGCAUAGAUUCGCAGCUCAUGCAGAGGAGACCGCACAUGAAGCAUGGGCAUUUAACAGUGACGUCGUAUUUGGUCAGGGUCUACAGCUCGUUGCAGAAGAAGGCCAUCAGUUUAAACCAUUCUGGGCCAGGCAGGGUGAGGUUCCGGCCUCGAGACUUUUUCUGCAUCUCCUUCGCCGGCUGCCGACCUUGGAUUCUGGAGAGUUCUGGUGCAUGAGGAGAGUUUUGUUCAUGUUGGUGGCACUGAUGUCUAGCUCGCAAGUUGCUGAGAUCUUGGAGCUUACAGCCCACAUAUCCGAGCUCCGUGACAGGCUUCACUUUACAUUGCGGCGGAAAGGUGCCAUGGCCACGACAGACUGA
This is a messenger RNA of Symbiodinium natans, 2484 nucleotides long. Lineage: Eukaryota; Dinophyceae; Suessiales; Symbiodiniaceae. The record is from the annotation of a GenBank genome assembly.